Molecule: messenger RNA, 729 nt
Organism: Carlito syrichta (Philippine tarsier)
Lineage: Eukaryota; Metazoa; Chordata; Mammalia; Primates; Tarsiidae
Product: olfactory receptor 10R2-like
Exons: 1
Biological process (GO): G protein-coupled receptor signaling pathway
Cellular component (GO): membrane
Molecular function (GO): G protein-coupled receptor activity; olfactory receptor activity
Source: RefSeq, a predicted model, not a curated record
ACAAUUGUUAUACUGCCCAAGAUGCUUAUUAACCUGCUUUCUUUACUCAGGACACUUUCUUUUGUGAGUUGUGCCACCCAGAUGUUCUUCUUCCUUGGUUUUGCUGUCACUAAUUGCCUGCUUCUGGGAGUGAUGGGUUAUGAUCGUUAUGCUGCCAUCUGCCAGCCUUUGCAUUACCUCAUUCUCAUGAGCUGGAGAGUAUGUGGACAACUGGUAGCAACUUGCAUUGUUAGUGGCUUCUUAAUAUCUCUGGUGGGAACAACUUUGGUCUUUAGCCUCCCAUUCUGUGGCUCUAACAAAGUCAACCACUACUUUUGUGAUAUUUCCCCAGUCAUCCAUCUCACCUGUGCUGAAAGUUACAUCAAUGAACUGGUCAUCUUCAUCUGUGGGGUCUUGGUGCUUGUCGUGCCCUUGAUCUUCAUCUGCAUUUCAUACGGUUUCAUUGUCCACACCAUCCUAAAGAUCCCAUCCUCUGAAGGCAAGAAAAAAGCCUUCUCCACCUGUGCUUCCCAUCUCAUUGUGGUCAUUGUCCAUUAUGGCUGUGCUUCUUUUGUCUACCUGCGACCCUCAGCCAAAUAUACAUCAGGCAAAGACAGGCUGGUGACAGUGACUUAUACUAUCAUCACCCCACUAUUGAACCCCAUGGUGUAUAGUCUAAGGAACAAAGAUGUACAGCUGGCCAUUAGGAAAAUGAUUGGGAAGACUGGGUUUCCUCUUCAGAUUUUAUAA